CUGCUGGCUUUGCGGAAGGUGGUGCUUGCCAGCCGAAAGCCAAGGCUGAGGGCUGGUGCUUUACGGCAGCGAAUUUCAGAGCGCUGCUCGUUACGUGUGUGCUCGGAGCGUCGUAUAGAGACCUUUUCACGCUUUGCUCGCGCUCUUACGCCUUGAUCGCAGCUUGGCCCCUAUUAAUCGACAAAAACCCGAGCUCGAGCUCGAGUCUGCCUCCCUGACGGGUAAGCGCCGUAGCAGCGCCCUCUGGACCCUUUGCGGUCACGCUGGUUACCACUGAACACCCCCAAAAGGCACACCCGGCUCGCCUGGCGGUUAGUCGAUCCGCAGCCCUCCUCCAGCCAAAAGAGCUGCUAAAGAGCAGGAAGCCAAACCGAGCAGGGAAGCCCCCCCGCGGGCCCUCAGCGAACCGAGAGGUGCUGAGACAGCAAGCCAACCAGGGCACGGAAACCCCUGCGCGCCAAAAAAAAAAAUGAGCGGCUACGCCGACCCGCACGCGACCCAGACGCAGCCCAUCGCCAUCGGCGAGCGCGGCGGCCCGCGCAACCGCGGCCUCUCGUGGCACGGCGGCGCGUCGAGCCCGCUGGCCUGCCCGCGCGCGCCCGUCAUCGGCUCGAUGCCCGUGCCGUCGCGGCUCGCGUCGAACAUCCCGCCGCUGGCGCUGCCGGCGUCGUACGACGUGGCUUCCGCGCGCGCGGGCGCCGUGCGCACGGCGUCCUUCGACGCGCCGCCGACCGCCGGCGCCGGGGCCCUGCUGAACCGCUUGCGCGUCGACUCGACCGACGGGCCCGCGCCGGCGGCGGCGCUCUCGCCCGAGCGGCCGGCGCCGAUCCUGUCGGUGCUCGAGUCGUCCGAGUUCCGGAGCGACAUGGCCGCGCGGCCGCGCCGCGGCACGUCGGACGAGGUCGAGGUCGACCUCGCGGACGACGAGGACGGCUUCUUCGGCGACGCCGAGGACCACGCCGACGCACAGCUGCACCAAUCGUAAAAUUCUGUCAGGUUAUU
This is a messenger RNA of Pelagomonas calceolata, 1002 nucleotides long. The record is from the annotation of a GenBank genome assembly. Lineage: Eukaryota; Pelagophyceae; Pelagomonadales; Pelagomonadaceae.